Cyclopterus lumpus (lumpfish) is the source of this 3286-nucleotide messenger RNA. RefSeq names its product zinc finger protein 646-like. The record is from RefSeq and is a predicted model, not a curated record. Gene Ontology annotation, biological process: regulation of DNA-templated transcription. Gene Ontology annotation, molecular function: RNA polymerase II cis-regulatory region sequence-specific DNA binding; DNA-binding transcription factor activity, RNA polymerase II-specific. Lineage: Eukaryota; Metazoa; Chordata; Actinopteri; Perciformes; Cyclopteridae. The transcript has 6 exons. The coding region runs from base 99 to 1355 and encodes 418 amino acids.
UUUCACAGAAGAAAUAUUUUUCUUUUCGGAAGAAGAUCCCGACAAAGCGGCCCUAUUUCUUUUCAUCCAGAAAAAGUCGAAUAAUCAGAAAACCGACGAUGUACGCCAGGACUAAUACCGGCGGCACACAUGGAGACUUUCAGGACAGAAACGGAGUGAAUUAUGUGACAUCGACAGAGUCUUUCGGCCACUGCUCUCAAUUGUUCUGGAAAAAGGAUCCCAACGACUCCGGACCGAGUUCAACCAUCAGCUGGUGCGACCAGCUCCCCACGUCCUCGGCGGCCCUGUCCAGCUCCAGUCUCUCCUCGGCGUCCCUCUCCAGCUCCAGUCUCUCCCUGGAGUCCAGGGCGCAACCACCGGCGCCGGCCAUAACGACGCCAGAUGACAUGGAGUCGGACGAGAGGCCGUACGUCUGCGACAUGUGCACCUGCGCCUACAAGCACGCCAGCUCCCUGCUCAAUCACAAGCUCACCCACAAGAUCGGAGACUUCAGGUGCGACUUUUGCAGCAAGCCCUACACCAACUACAUGUCCCUGCGCAACCACAUGCGAAUCCACGGGCAGAAGCGCUACAUGUGCGACCUGUGCGGGAAGGCCUUCCGCCUGGCCCGGUACCUCCGCAACCACCAGAGGAUCCACGACGAUGGGCCCAACCGCUUCGACUGUCCCUCGUGCUGCAAGAGCUACAGGACCAUGCUAGAGCUGGCCCAGCACCGCUGCACCGCCGCCACGACAGGCCAGUCCAGCAGCGCCAGUCGUCGUUACGCCGCCAACGCUCGCCGUCAGCAGCAGCAGCAGCAGCAACAACAGCAGCAGCAGCAGCAGCAGCAGCAGCAGAACAGCGCCAACUCCAUGAUGCAACCGCCGCACGGCGGACACGGCCAGCAGGAGCCUCUGCCUCCCCACUGCGUGUCCCCCAUGUCCCAGGGAGGGCAGGGCGGCGUGUCCAGCCAGUCUGUGCCUGACCCCCACCAGGGCCGUUCCAGCUCGGUGUCUUCCCAGAGCAGCCAGCAGAGCAUGAGGAGCUCGUCCUCCAACAAACACAUCUCCUCCAGUGCCACCCCGUCCUCCUCCUACUCCCUGCUCCAGCCCCUGGUGCCUGAGGUAAAGGAGCUGAGCUCGGGAUACACUAGGCUGAGCGCCAACCCCAUGGCUCUCUACCCGUUCUCCCCCCACCUCCCCCUGCAGCCGAAGCAUCAGGACACUUUCUCUCUGGCCCCCCAGCGGCCCCUCACCACCAUCAACCCUAUCGGCCACUCCCUCCAUCCGAACGGAGCGGCCACGCUCAAGCCUUCCCCCGUGCCACGCACCAUCCAGGCCAUGCCCUGGGAGCAGCGCUCCCUCUACAAUCAAUGAGACCCCCACCCCCCCUCCACAACCACCGGGAACCAGCUGCCCCCCCCCCCCCUUCACGUCGCAUCCAGCGCCACACACCCUCCUUGUCCUCCCCUCCCCCUGACACACAUCCCUUUCGGACCCAGCAUCAAGGAGGGUGGACUUUGGACGCCCCUCCACCACCUCGCCCCUCUUUUUGGAAAGUUGUGUUCGGGAUCAGGAGAGGGGGGGGACCGUUGAGAACUAGUUGAGAUUGAAUAACUGAGUAGUUAGGUUUAAAAAAAAAAAAAAAAAAAAAAAAAAAAAUGUGUUGCCUUGACCCCUCAUGUAUGAUCUAUGCCAUGUACUGGAUAUAAGUUAAAAUGUCUGUCCCCUCACUUAAGAAUUAAUCUCCCCAUCCCCCUCUCCCACUCUAGUUAUGAAAAUAUCUAUCUUUCCCAUGAUGAAUAGUGUCUCUUCCCCCCACCCACCCACCCCACCCAUGUGUUAAAUGAAACAAAAAACAUUUUUUUAUCGAGGGCGUGUUCCAAACCCUGAACGAAGGGAUUCCAGGGCGCCAAGUAAAUGUGACAACAUCCUCCCUUCGGUCCGAUAUGUUGUUUUUUUAAACAUAAAACCCAACGUUUAAGUCAAAUGAAGCUUCUAGAAGGAGAAAGGGAAACCUUUCUCUCUCUCGUAACCUCUUCAACGUGCUCCAGAAUGAAGAUUGUGUAUAUUGUGCAUUCAGGAGGCGUCCUGACAGUUUCCCACGCCUCUCUUCUCCCAGCGUCAACAUCCACGCAGCCAUGUGGACGGUUCGACUCCUCAGUGUUUCGUGAAAAGGACCUCAACGUUACCGUCUCUUCUCUAACACACAACUGAACUCACUUAUUUUAUUUUUUUUCUGUCUUUUAAACUUGCAUCUGACCGGUGGCUUGUUGUAAUUGUAGUGGGGGGGGUGUCUAGAAAAUACCAGUACGAGUCUCCAUCCCUUUCGUUUUUACGAACUGACUGUCGACACAUUUGUUCCUCUCACUCUAAAGCACUUUAAGACAAGUGCUGUAUAAUUAUUACUGUUUCUGACACCACCCGCCCUCAUCCUCCACUCAGAGCUGUGUCCGUUAUGAAGAUGUAACAUUGGUCGCGAGACUCACUCACGUGAUCCCCGGGUCAGGCUUGAGCCCGACAUCAUGACUGCAUCUGGAAGCUACGGUGGCCAAAAUGCAGUAUGUCUGCAGCUCUAGACCCCCCCCCCCCAAAAAAACACCAUCCCUUCUCCCAGGGUGGAUUUAGUUAACUCCCAAAACCUGCAGAGGUGUUUCAUCAAACAGCCAAUCAGUUAAAACCAGAGUAAGCGCAAAGACGGAAGUGUUUAUUUUUGUUGUAAACGGUCAAUUUUUACAAAUAACAGUUUUAAUCUCGGUUCCGAUAUGUAGUCCUGUUGCGUUUCUCUCUCUAACGUGUUUGUCGAAAUACCCACGAUUCUACUGACAUUGUAUUUCUCUUUUUAAAGUCGUUUCUAUUUUUAUUCAUGACAUGUUUCCAUUGUUUUUCUUUCUCUCUCCUUGUAAAGUGUCUUUGAGUAUUUAGAAAAGUGCUAUACAAAUAAAAUGUUUUAUUAUUAUCACCACCAGCGCUGCUUUUAUUACGCAGACAACAAGACAGAACUGUUCUUUGUGAAAAACAUUUGUUGUUUUGAUAUUGAGCUCAACAACUUGCCAGCUGCUGCUUCCUGAAAGUGCUCAGAAUAAUGGAAGGUUUAGACCCCACAGCAUCUGGAGAUGAAGACUGUGUGCCAUGGGAGGGGAGGGGGGGUUUUCACUCAAGGGUCAAGUGGACCCUUGAGUGAAAACCGAGACGACCCUUUCAGUUUUAAACACCGACUGUGGCUUCUUUAUUUGUAGUGUUUGAAAACCGCCACUAGAGGGCGACGUCCUGAAUGUAACUCAUUCCCCCUAUAAAUGGAUAUUAUC